Molecule: messenger RNA, 597 nt
Organism: Betta splendens (Siamese fighting fish)
Lineage: Eukaryota; Metazoa; Chordata; Actinopteri; Anabantiformes; Osphronemidae
Gene: lye
Product: lymphocyte antigen-6, epidermis
Exons: 3
Coding region: 108-485 (125 amino acids)
Source: RefSeq, a predicted model, not a curated record
UCACUGAGGCUCUUAUCGCCGCGGCUGACGUGUUUCACUGAUAGUCUGAAUCUGGCCUCGGUAUAAAAGCGCCGGCACCGACCCGCGGCCGGCGCUGGACCGUCAACAUGACCGGGCUUCUGUGGAGCUGCGCUGCGGUGGUGGCCCUGUUCAUCACAGUUGAGUCUCUUACCUGUUACACCUGUGAUGUGGAGGUCUUCGAUUCCUGCUUCAAAAAAACUGAAGUGAAUUGCUCGGAUCCUCAUGACAUAUGUUUUAAAGGAGUUGCCAAGAUCCAUGGUGACCUCUCGUCCAUCCACGCCCGGGGCUGCAUCCAACCCAGUGACUGCAGAAAUGACACCGUGCCGAUCCUGAACGUGAACUACACCAUCACCAGGCACUGCUGCAGCACCGACCUGUGCAACGGAGCCGCCUCCACCCAGCUGCCGCUGGCUACAGCUCUGUGUGGAGCUCUGGUCGCAGUGUGGAGCCAGUGGGGCCUUUGAAGAACAAAGUGGAGACGAUGCUGUGAUACACGAUGGAGGGACACUGUUGUCAAAUGUUGAAGAAUGUUAUAUAUUGUAAUGUCCAAUCUAUGUCAAUAAAUAUGUGAAUCUA